ACCCCCCAACGGGGCACCGUGGGACGACGAGGGAUCUCGCAGGGACAUCAUGGGAUACGCGCAUUUAGCUUUAGUUAAUCAUAAGAUAGUUAAUAUCUAUAAAUUCAAUGUAAGCACAUUCUAUAGAAUGAUACGAUUCUUUAAAUAUGUAAAAUAUUUUACAUAUCAUAACUUAAUUAUAACUAUUUUCAAUUUGAACUUUGAUUUGUAUUUUAAUAUAUUGUGCUUUGGUUUACUUUUCAUCGGUUUUUUCUUAAAGCUCCUUUUGCUGUUCGUUUGCACGAUGAUAAGAAUUUGUGAACAUUUUGCAAUCGUAUAUCAAAAGGAGUUAAAUUUUUUUUUUUUUUAUUGAAUAAAUUUAUUUUAAAGUAAAAGAAUGAUGGAUGGGACAAGAAUGGAUCUCGACACGUAGCAACGUGGUAAAAUCAGGGCAAUCAUUGUUAUUUGUGAUACAAUGACUAAUUGUAUUCCUGCCAUAUAAUUAUAAAUUCUAUAACAAAUGAUCUAAUCCGCUACGAUCACGAUUUAAUUUUUAUGUAAUUAAAGGAUUUGUUGAGUUGUUAGAGAAAUCGUUGAUUUCUAAAAUUAUAGAUUGAAUUUUUUUAUGAUAACGUAUAGUGCAUUUGCAAAUAUUAUCGAAGACCGUAGAACUUAGAUUUUAAUGGAUAUUUCAAAACAUAUGAUUUGAUAAAGUAAUAGAUCUUUUCUAUGUUUCCUUUUUCAUUAAAUAUCAGGUCCAUUCUAAAUAUAUUUCCCUAAGUAUAUUUCAAUAAAUAAAACAUCCGUUAUAAGUAAUAAUUUUAUCGAUUCCAACGAAAAACCAAUCGAUAAGUUCGUAAAACACAAAUAGAGCUCUUUCUGAUACAUACAUAAAUGUAUAAUAAAAAAAAAUGAAAUAAUUUUAGAUACUAAUCCCGUGUUUUGGAAUCUGGAGAUACAAUUAAACAUUUUGCUUGUAUCAUUUUACUUGGUAUAGUAUAUAGUAUGUAUAGUAUGCCUGUAGUAUAUAGUAUAUAUGCUGUUAAAGUAUUGUUCGAAGAACACUUUAAAGAUAAUAUUUAAAAUAAAAUUGUUGCUUUUUGCAAUUUGUAUAUAUGUAUAAAGAUGUAAACAUAAAGCAUGGCAACGUGUCAAAAUGGCCGAUCUCAACAAAGAACUAAACGAAUAUCUUCUUAGCAGUAAACAUGAAAAACAAUUUAAAAUUACCGUACCUUCGGUAACAAUACCAAAAGCGAGCAUUGGAAAAUGGUUCGGAAAAAAUGAAAACGAUAAAGAAGAGGCAGGAUGGAUCCAGGGAACACAAAAGGAAUGUUGUCCUAGUAUGACAAGAAUACAAAGACUAAUAGGUUUUGUCGUAUGCUUUUCUAUGGGUGUACUUUGUUUAUGUCUAUCAGCGGUAUACAUUCCGGUUCUACUAAUUAAAGCGAGAAAGUUUGCACUUUUGUAUACUUUAGGAAGCGUUUUCUUCCUCUCAAGCUUUUGCUUCCUUUUGGGUCCAUUAAGUUAUUUAAAAUCAUUAUUCACUGCUGAAAGAAGGUGUUUCAGUAUGUCCUACUUUGCAACCUUAAUAGGAACACUUUAUUCUGCUCUACAUUUGCAGUCUACCCCAUUAACAGUACUCUGUGCUGUCUUGCAAUUAAUAGCUAUGUUAUCAUUCUUGAUAAGUCAUAUACCAGGAGGAAUUAAAGGUCUGAUGUUUUUUACAAGAAUGUUCAAGUCGUCUGUAAAUUCUACAUUGCCUGUAUGAUAUCAUAGUGACUUAGAUAUUAAAUAUAUACAUGAAAUUAACAUUGUAUCUCUAAUUUUAAUAUUUUUUAUAAAUAUUUCCAUAUAAUAUAAAAUAUAGUAUUUAUAUGCAAAUGGA
This is a messenger RNA of Heterotrigona itama, 1864 nucleotides long. The record is from the annotation of a GenBank genome assembly. Lineage: Eukaryota; Metazoa; Arthropoda; Insecta; Hymenoptera; Apidae.